This is a messenger RNA of Macadamia integrifolia, 1168 nucleotides long. Its product is annotated as polygalacturonase non-catalytic subunit AroGP2-like. NCBI's taxonomy places the organism in Eukaryota, Viridiplantae, Streptophyta, Magnoliopsida, Proteales, Proteaceae. The transcript has 2 exons. The record is from RefSeq and is a predicted model, not a curated record. The coding region runs from base 52 to 1077 and encodes 341 amino acids.
AUUCCACAAAGGCAUAGUCCCAAAUCAUUCUAUUCAUUGCUUAGUUCCACCAUGAUGCAUUUCGUUCUAUUGUUUGGACUUCUGAUAGUAGCAUGUUUUAGUGGUUUUCAAGCUGAAAAAGCCUUCUCCGAGUAUUGGGAAGAACGCAUUGGUCUUCCACACCCGCCACAUUGGUUACUUGCAAAGGCUUCUCCAUUGAGCCCCCAUCAAGUGGCAGUGUUUAUGAAACUUAUGGAUGCAAAUGAAUUGGCUUCCCACAUGCAUUCCUUUUGUAAGCAAACUAAUGUUGCUUGUUCUACAAAUGCACUGGCGAAGAAGAGAACAGACGACACAACCCUGCCACCUAUAGCCCAGUGGAAUGCUUUGAGAAUUGUUUAUGAACACCUUCCAAAUGAAGUACCAAUGUCGGUUGCCAGCCAAGGGGGAUUGCCAUUUUUUCGGGAAUCAAUGGUUCAAGAGGGAGGUUUCAUGCCAAUCUCUGAUCUAAGGGAUCCAAUGUCAUACAAAUCAUUCUUACCACGUUGUUUGGCAUCAAAAAUCCCAUUUUCCUUUUCCCAGAUUGAGGAAAUAAAAAAGUUUUUUGGUGUGGGAAAUGAAUCAAACAUGAAUGAGUAUAUUCAAGAUACAAUCAAGAUAUGUAAGAAGAGCCCCAUUCUCGGCAAGCAAAGCACAUGUGCAACUUCUGCUGAGGAUCUCAUCGAUUUUGUUAUUGAGGAAUUAGGGCAGCAUGUACACAUAUGGAGUACAGAGAGCAUAGAAGGAUCUUAUGAGAAUGUCACAAUUGGAGAUAUAAAACUCAUUUAUGGAAACCUUUCUGAACCACCAGCCUUAUGUCAUAGUCUACCAUUCCCAUUUCAAAUAUAUUAUUGCCAUGUUUUACAGAAAGUAAAAGUAUUUGCAGUUGAUAUACAUGCUAGGAAGAAAGUGAAUCAUGCAAUCAUGGUAUGUCACUAUGAUACAUCAACAUGGAAUCCAAACCAUUAUGCUUUUAAGAUGCAUGGUUUUGGCCCAGGUCUAAUUGAAGUAUGUCAUUGGAUAAAUGAGAAUGCAAUGGUUUGGACAAAGUCUCAAGGUUGAUUAUCUUUAGUUCUUUUGUUUGUGUUACAUGCUACUGCUCAUGUUAUUUGAAGGAUAAGUAAUGAACUAUUUUGACUGGCAUUUUAUGUCA